Molecule: messenger RNA, 591 nt
Organism: Aspergillus nidulans FGSC A4
Lineage: Eukaryota; Fungi; Ascomycota; Eurotiomycetes; Eurotiales; Aspergillaceae
Exons: 2
Coding region: 1-591 (196 amino acids)
Molecular function (GO): flavin adenine dinucleotide binding
Source: RefSeq, a predicted model, not a curated record
AUGGCCGCUCUUCUGUAUUUUCUGGGCAUUGUGGCAUCCCUGGUUGCGGCUGCUUGGGUUCUACGAAGGACAACAUAUUCACCCGAAUCGCAAGUGCAGCUAGAAGUUCCAACAAAUCCGAGUCCGAUAAGCAAGAAGCUCGCAGAGGCGCUACCACAUAUUGUACUUUUGCAUCGUAAUAAGGCUUUCUUCAAGUCUAUCAACUCAUACUGGGCCCAACAGGAGCGUGAGGUUAUGCAAGCAUGCAUCGUUCAACCACGAGAGGCUAGUGAGGUAGCCAAGGUCAUCGGAAUUCUCAAACGGGAGUAUGAUGAACAAGAGGCGUCGCUGACUAGUAGAUCUGGUGAUGUCUUGUUCGCUGUCCGAGGGGGCGGCGGGUUAUCCUUCUUUACGCCAUGCUUCGGUCUGGCCUGUUCGAAUGUCCUAGCCUACGAAGUUGUUCUCGCCUCAGGUAAGAUUGUUACGGCCACCGCUCAGCCAUAUCCCAAUCUCUGGCGUGCUCUGAAAGGCGGCUCGAACAACUUCGGAGUCGUCACCCGCUUUACGCUGCGCUGUUUCCCGUCCACGAAGAUCUGGGGUGGGUUCUUCUAA